This is a messenger RNA of Durusdinium trenchii, 1807 nucleotides long. The record is from the annotation of a GenBank genome assembly. Lineage: Eukaryota; Dinophyceae; Suessiales; Symbiodiniaceae.
UAAGCCUUCACCAGCAACGAGUUGUUUCAUCCCACAGAAGGGCCCUCUGGUCCCGGCCGGUCAUCCAAGCAUUUGAACGGCCAAUUCGAUUCAUUCGAGUUGGUUCACUCGACGUCGUCUUGGCUGAUGAGUGAUGCCUCGACACGAUCAGGCGCAACUUGCUCCGGAGCGCAAGAAGCGGGCAUUGGAGGGCAACAUUGAGAAGGGGAACGUGUCGCUCCAACGGGAUGAACUUCAGAGGAGGAAGGUAAGAAGCAGUGCCUUGGCUGAAGAGACCACAUCGCCAAAAGCCAAAGCUGCAAAAGAGAGCACAUCACCCAAGGCUGUGAAAGGCAGACCUUCGCCAAAAGCGAAGGUUGAGGCAAAGGAGCAAAACAAGAGGAGUGCAUGCACCUUUUCAGAUGCAUCGGAGGAGGUUCUAGACCUUCUUCAACAAGUGGCAAACUUGGAUGAAUUGCAGAGAUGGGCUUUUGCUGGUGGUUAUGAUGCUGUGACCGUGCCACUGAGUAAGGUGACCAAGAGCAUGGCGCGCGAAGGCUUCACGUGGUUAAAGGCAAUUGAGCGUGAGCUGGCCAAGCCUGAGCCUCCUACUGAGUCUUUGGAAGCCUUGAGCCAAUCCUUCUACAAGGUCGUACCACUUCUUGCGAAUGAGGGUAAGGAAUCAAUUGCAACAUCAGACCUCUUCCUAAGAAGGCUUCGUGUGGUUUCUAUGCUCUCCGACAUCGAGGCUGCUCAUUCCCAGUUGCGCUUGCUGCUGAACUUCACAGAGGAGGCUGCAGCCGCAGGAUCGCGCCGUCUAAGCACGCAGCACCUGCAGUUGAUUUACAAGAGUUUGAAAUGCGAGAUCAGUGCAGAAACCCAACACAGUACAGUGUCACAGAUGGUGGAGAAGUACCUGCGUGGUGUGUCCACGCCAAAGCUUAAGAGAGUCUUCACCAUCAACAGGCCAGCAGACUCAACGAGGCUGGCAAAGGCCCCAGCAAAACGGCUGCUACUGUGGUAUCGGACAUCUUUCACUGCGUGGCUCAGCUUGCUGGCAAAUGGCUUUAGACUUCCUCCCAAGGAGGCACCUGAGCUUGGCUACUCCUUUGGCAAGGGCUUGUAUUUCUUUGACGCUGUAGAAGCCAUUGCUGAGAGCGGGCAAACUUUGUUCCUGCUGGCGGAGGUAGCCCUCGGCAGCUCAAGGCAGCUUGAUGCUCCUGAUCAACAAGCAGAAAAGCUUCCGCUGAAUACACAGUCAGUCAUUGGUAGAGGAACAUGGACACCAGACCCUGGUGGAGCAUGCAAGCUGGAUGCCAUGACCGUUCCUUUAGGUCAGCUGCAGAAGGGACCAGAAGGCGUUCUACAACAUAAUCACUAUGUUGUGUACAACCUAAAUCAAGUCCGGAUCAGAUACAUUGUUGAGGUAGAAAUGCCGAGAAGUGAUUAGUUGGCCUGGUUUGUCAGUCAUAAUUAAUCACUUCUUGCUUGGGAUCGUUGGAUUAUUUGCUUUGCGUUUGUCAUUUUGUGUUUUAUAGAUCGAGGGUUCUGGAUUUGCUUUUGCUUUCUACACCUUUGAUCAAAUGCUCUGGGGUUUGCUGCCCAUCACUUGCGUCAAAGCAAGAGCAGCUCUCGUGGCCUUCGGUCACCAAUUGCGGGCUUUUCGUGCAAAAUAUGAUAGUGCAAAGUGAGACAGCUGCACAAGUCAAAUGCACUGAGCUUAAGGUCAUUUCAGUUCAGUCGUGUCCAGCUCUCUCCGUCCUUCAUCUUGUUUGGGAUGACACCAACUUGGAAUCCUUCUUGUAGUCCGUGACUUUUAGAGUUCAAA